Molecule: messenger RNA, 378 nt
Organism: Plasmopara halstedii
Lineage: Eukaryota; Oomycota; Peronosporomycetes; Peronosporales; Peronosporaceae
Product: Small Nuclear ribonucleoprotein splicing factor
Exons: 6
Coding region: 1-378 (125 amino acids)
Biological process (GO): deadenylation-dependent decapping of nuclear-transcribed mRNA
Cellular component (GO): P-body; Lsm1-7-Pat1 complex
Molecular function (GO): RNA cap binding
Source: RefSeq, a predicted model, not a curated record
AUGAGCGGCAUCUUUCCCGGCAACAGUAGCCUCAUUCAACAGCUAGAUAAACAAGUACUUAUGGUAUUGCGCGACGGCCGCCACCUCGUUGGAAACCUUCGAAGUUUCGACCAGUUUUCAAACAUCAUUCUAGAAGACACAUAUGAGCGCCAUGUUGCUGGAGGGCUAUUUUGUGAUAUCGAGCUAGGCUUAAAUAUCAUUCGUGGUGGUAACAUUGUUCUGCUUGGUGAACUAGAUAGUGACAAGGAGCGCGACCAACCACACAUGAAGCGUGUCAAAUUGGAAGAGGUCUUGGAAGCUGAAGAAAGAUUAAAUGAGGAAGGCAACACAAGUCUAAGCCUCUCGUUUUUGGAGCUAGAGUACCCAGCUCAACAGUAG